ACUACGAGAGUUAGGUGUACUGUCAGGCGCCUAACCAAAAUUAGUAUAGACGUUCGAUGCUUACAACAGAAUACAUCAAGAGAAGGAAGGUUUGGUCUUAUAUCGCCUGAUUGCCGUAUUAAAAAAUGGCCUCGUUCUUCUGUCUGCCAUUCACAUUUCAUUAAACAGACAGUAAAUGUGUUAAGUAGAAUUACGAAAAACAUGCCUUGAUCCAGAAUGUGUUGCAUUCGGCCCCGGUGACGUGUCGUUUAUGACUACACGUACACAUGUUCCCAAGGAGAAAAUUAUUUGCAUUUCAGCAAUGGAACAAAAAUUGCACAGCUACAAACACAAAUGGCAGGACCUCAAGACAAAGAACAAAGACGAUACAAUAUCGUGCACGGAUGAAUACAUAAAUGGUGAAACAUAAAAGUAACGGGGUGUAUGUUGCAAUGUUGUUAAACCCAGUGCGUUCCUCGUAUAUAGCCGUGUGUCAGAAACUGUGUGUCAUUGCCCCGUAUACAGCUGUGUGCCAGUGACCGUGUGUCAGUGCCCCGUGUACAGCUGUUUGUCAGUGACUGUGUAUCAGUACACCGUAUAGAGCUGUGUGUCAGAGACCAUGUGUCAGUGCCCCGUAUACAGCUGGGUGUCAGUGAUCGUGUGUCAUUGCCCCGUAUACAGCUGUGUGUCAGUGACCGUGUGUCAGUACCCCAUAUACAGCUGUGUGUCAGUGACCGUUUGUCAGUGCCCCGUAUACAGCUGUUUGUCAGUGACCGUGUGUCAGUGCCCAGUAUAGAGCUAUGUGUCAGAGACCAUGUGUCAGUGCCCCGUAUACAGCUGUUUGUCAGUGACCGUGUGUCAGUGCCCAGUAUAGAGCUAUGUGUCAGAGACCAUGUGUCAGUGCCCCGUAUACAGCUGUGUGUCAGUGACCGUGUGUCAUUGCCCCGUAUAGAACUGUGUGUCAGAGACCUUGUGUCAGUGCCCUGUAUACAGUUGUGUGUCAGUGACUGUGUGUCAUUGCCCUGUAUUCAGCUGUAUAUCAGAGACUGUGUGUCAGUGCCCCGUAUAGAGAUGUGUGUCAGUGACCGUGUGUCAUUGCCCCGUAUACAGCUGUAUGCCAGUGACCGUGUGUCAGUGCCCCGUGUACAGCUGUUUGUCAGUGACCGUGUAUCAGUACACCGUAUAGAGCUGUGUGUCAGAGACCAUGUGUCAGUGCCCCAUAUACAGCUGGGUGUCAGUGACCGUGUGUCAUUGCCCCGUAUACAGCUGUGUGUCAGUGACCGUGUGUCAGUACCCCAUAUACAGCUGUGUGUCAGUGACCGUGUGUCAGUACCCCAUAUACAGCUGGGUGUCAGUGACCGUGUGUCAUUGCCCCGUAUACAGCUGUGUGUCAGUGACCGUGUGUCAGUACCCCAUAUACAGCUGUGUGUCAGUGACCGUGUGUCAUUGCCCCGUAUACAGUUACGUGUCACACCGCACACAUUUAAUAAGAUGUGACACAUAUUUCAUGACAAAGAUACACCAGCAGCUACAAAAACACACAGACACACAUACAGGCAUUAAUUCUCCACAGGGACCUAGUGACCGGUUUAUUUCGACCUCAAGAUCACCCUUCCCUUCCCAUCAGUGUGCUGGGCAGGACCCGGGCUUGUUUCGCAUACUGCGGGGGGCUUCAGUCUUUCAGUCUGCGGUGUCUCGGUCACCCCCACCCUCCGCAGCUCGCACAGUCGCAGUCGGUGGAGCUGCUCACGUAUCGGACACAUAUCGUGUCCUGCUUUCUGCGCACAAAGGACUCCCUCCUGCCGGUCGCAGCCUUCUCUACGGCUCUGCGCUCCCACCUGAACCGCCGCCCUGCCUGAUGGAAGAAGUACCAGCUCCAGCGGUCAUUUAGAGCCGGCGCCUCGCCGCUGACAGCCAAGACGGGGGGCACUAUGAGCGAGUCGGUGCCAGUCACCCCGAGCUGGAUGGCCCCUGACCCCACCUGGGCCGGCGAGGGGACGGCGGCCGGGAACGUCACUGUUGCGACGGCGCCCACAACAACACCCACGAUGCGAAGCGUAGCUGUACCGGUGAACCCCUGGGACGUGGUGCUGUGCAUCUCAGGCACACUGAUUGCCUGUGAGAAUGCCGUGGUGGUGUUAGUGAUCUGGCAGAACCCAGGUUUGCGAGCGCCCAUGUUCUUGCUGAUUGGGAGCCUGGCACUGGCUGACCUGCUCGCCGGCCUGGGCCUGGUGCUGCACUUUGUUUUUGCCUACCUGCUGCGUUCAGACCCGGCACAACUGCUCACCGUAGGGCUGGUGGUAGCCUCCUUCUCGGCCUCCAUCUUCAGUCUACUGGCCAUCACCAUCGACCGCUACCUGUCGCUCUACUACGCGCUUACCUACAACUCAGAACGCACGGUGACCUUCACACACGUCAUGCUGCUGCUGCUCUGGGCUGUGUCGCUGGGCCUGGGCCUGCUGCCUGUCACCGGCGUCAACUGCCUGGCGGAGGAAGCCACCUGCAGUGUGGUACGACCACUCACCAAGAACAACGUGGCUGUGCUCAGCGUCUCCUUCCUGCUGCUCUUCGGCCUCAUGCUGCAGCUGUACGUGCAGAUCUGCAAGAUCGUCAUGCACCACGCCCACCAGAUCGCGCUGCAGCACCACCUGCUGGCUGCCACGCCACACUACGUCACCACACGCAAGGGUGUGUCCACAUUGGCGCUAAUUUUGGGCACCUUUGCUGCCUGUUGGAUGCCCUUCACUGUCUAUGCGCUGGUGGCCGACUACACAUACCCCCCGCUGUAUACCUAUGCCACGCUGGUGCCCGCCACCUACAACUCUGUCAUCAAUCCGCUCAUCUAUGCCUUUCGUAACCAGGAGAUCCAAAAGGCCGUGUGGCUGGCAUGCUGCGGCUGUGUGCCGCCCAGCGUGCAACGGGCACGCACCCCCAGUGAUGUGUGACACCAUGGAGGCUGUGGGGGGUGGGGGGGUGUCGAUAUUGUGUACAUAAUCGCAGGUUUAGGCUGUUACACUGAGGGGGUCAGUAUCAUGUACAUACUUGCAGGUUUAGGCUUCUGCAUCAUUUGCUUUUGUGAGGCUUUGACUGUUUAUGAAUGUCUGUGGCAGAGCAGGCGGGAGUUCUUGUACCCAGAAUGUUGAUGGGUGGGGUGUGUGAAUCCCUAUACCCAGAAUGCCGAGGGGUGGGGUGUGGAAAUCCUUAUAUCCAGAAUGCCGAGGGGUGGGGUGUGGAAAUCCUUAUAUCCAGAAUGCCGAGGGGUGGUGUGCAGGGGACCCUAUACCCAGAAUCCCAAAGGACAGGGGGUGAGAAUCCCUGUACUCAAACUGGGGCAGCGAGCAGGUAUCACCAUACCCAGAAUGGCCAGGGGCAGUAGGUCAGAGUCUCUGUACUCAGAAUGCUGAGGGCAGAUGCAGUUGAUGGCUGAGAUGAUGCAGACAUCCAUUCCCAAGCUGCUGCUGCACUCUAAAUGUGCACAGAAAGCAAAGGACUUGAGAAAAGCCCAAAAUAAGCUGGUGAGCUGAAACUCCCCCGCCCUCUCAGUGCCACACUCUGCCCGUCCCCGACUGCCCCGCCCUCUCAGUGCCACACUCUGCCCGUCCCCGACUGCCCCGCCCUCUCAGUGCCACACUCUGCCCGUCCCCGACUGCCCCGCCCUCUCAGUGCCACACUCUGCCCGUCCCCGACUGCCCCGCCCUCUCAGUGCCACACUCUGCCCGUCCCCGACUGCCCCGCCCUCUCAGUGCCACACUCUGCCUCUGCCCUAACCCUAACCCUAACCGUUGACGUCGCCAGCUAACUAAUUCAAUCGCAUUUAUGCUUUUAUUCCUUUAAGGAUGUUUAUUUCUGAGGGUCUUUAACCAUGCAGUAUUUUUGUAUUCCUCUCUGGAUCAGUAUUCCGGAGUCUCUGACUUUGGCACAAUGUGGGCAUGGUCACGGCGCUGAGGGGCUGCGGCUGCAUCCCACUCAUUCAUAUUCAGACAGAGGCUUUACUUCCAUGGCCUGUUUGAUCUAACAGGUUAGGCUUGGGGACGGCAGCUCUGAUGGCACAAUGCCGGUUUCUUCCGGAAGCAUCCGUUCAGCAUGGAGGUUCAGUACAAUGGCAGGCAGACAGUUGGGGGGCAGCGGGAGGAUCACAUGGAAAUUAACAGAUGGGUUUGGCCUAGACUGAUUCUCUGCUUCCGUGAUAAUAAUCAUGAAAACCAACUAAACAGCAAUAAAUGCCUAAUGUUUGCAUUUACGGCUUGGAUUGGGGUUAAACCGUGUAUUAAAGGUCAGGGUUUUAGUUAUGGUUAAGCUCACACUAAGCUGUGUAUUUACCAUCAGCCCUGGACACAGCUAUUCUGAAGAUCCACCCAUCCCAUGUUUCCAUGGCAACUGUCAGACAGCCAGCAAUAACGGGUCUGACCACCAUAUUGUAGAGAUUACAGCAAUAUCCUAUGAGCAAUAAGAAGCAGGAGGUGAGGGCGGCCAGGCUUGAGCAGAAGAGCACACAGCCAGUACCUCACUGCUCAACAGCGAGGCCCCCUGCUGGCUCAUCCCCCAAAGACAACCCAGAUCACUCUCUCUGCGCUGUCACAUCCAGCCCAGCAGGGGGCGCUCCAAGCUGGCCAGGUGAACCACGCUGCUUCCUUGGCCCUUGACCUUGUGAUUUUUCUGUAAGUUCACUACCGUUUCCAUGGGAACAUAGAGCCGUCUUCCUGUCCUGCCUUCUCCUGCCCCCUGCCCCAGCGUGGGCUUGCUUUUUUGGAUAGACGUGGUCGCUGUUUUUGGAUACAGAUGUGACUCUACUGCAGCACAACUCUGCCUGUGACCUAAACCUUUCCAGAAGAGUCUCUAUAUUUUGUAAUAUUAAUGAUAAUAGUUUCUAUUUUUCGCAGCCUCCAUUCGCCUGCAGCUGGCCUCCAUUCGGCUCUCAGUGUGUUUGACCAUGCACCAGCUUGUGAUCGUCUGCUAGCCUCUCUGCACUCAGGCUUCCUGUGGACAGGAAGUGCCCCCCUGGAGAUCCUGUCACAUGACCAUGACCUGCUAAGAGUGAGGGAUCACCAACCACCCUGACUUUGUGCCUCCGCUGAGGUCCCAGUGGGAUGUGGGGAGAACUCCCCCUCUGAAGGCAGGAGCCAUUGGCUGUUGCAUGUACAGCUUCACGCUACUGAAACAUGACUGCCUCCUUCUGCACUGAGCUCAUUAAUGGCCUCCCAGUACUGGCUGGAGUGUAGGGGCCCAUCCAAUUGGCACUGGGGCCCUGGCUCAGGAGGCGCUGGGCACAGGGGCUGCUGGGAUGUAUGUCGACUGAGCCAUGGACUAACACAGCAGCUGCAUCGUAUGUAGAUGUUUGCGUAGUGAACUGUGAGAUGCACUUUAUUUCCCAGGAAGAACUGGCACCGCCAACCACAUAUCUGCAAAAUAGAUGAAACCCGAUAAUCGACAGGCACUAAUUAACCAAGAUGUUGUACAAUAUUGUGCUAAACAGUGGUGUAUAUUUUUUUCAAGGUGUUUAUUGUACUUUUAUUGCUUUGUUAGUCGACUUAAAGGAUCUUGUUAAUUUUGUAUUAAACUGUGCUGUGCAUUACAAA
This is a messenger RNA of Brienomyrus brachyistius, 5555 nucleotides long. RefSeq names its product G protein-coupled receptor 12 (gene gpr12). The coding region runs from base 1911 to 2924 and encodes 337 amino acids. Lineage: Eukaryota; Metazoa; Chordata; Actinopteri; Osteoglossiformes; Mormyridae. The transcript is spliced from 2 exons. Gene Ontology annotation, biological process: G protein-coupled receptor signaling pathway. The record is from RefSeq and is a predicted model, not a curated record. Gene Ontology annotation, cellular component: membrane. Gene Ontology annotation, molecular function: G protein-coupled receptor activity.